AUGGCCAUCUCGUACGAGCCAAGUCCUGCAUUCAUCAUCCCGACCGUGGAUCUGACAGCAUAUCUAAACGACCCAGGCUCGCCUGAGGCUGACCAGAUCGUGGACCGGAUCCGAAGCGCAUGUGCCACGAGUGGCUUCUUCCAGAUCACAGGCCACGGCGUCUCGCGAUCCCUCCAGGAGCGGGCGUUUGCCGCAGCGAAGAAACUGUUUGCUCUCCCUGACGACGUCAAGCGCACGUUGACCGGCGUUCCUGGGCGGGGAUACGAAGUGCUUGGGUCGCAAGUUUUGGAGGAGGGAAAGAAACCCGAUUUGAAAGAGGGGUAUUUUGUCGGCCGUGAAAUCCCCGGAAACAAGGCUCCUUUUCGUCGCUUUCAAGAGGCCAACAUCUGGCCGGACCCGACUCUGCUACCGGAAAGCGACUUCAAGGACCCUUUGCUAGAGUACCACGAGAAGCUGUCGGAGCUCUCAUUCCACGUCACGAGCAUCCUGUUUCGCGGGCUUUCUCUUUCCCAAUUCGACACGAGCCUUUUUGCCGACUUUUGCAAAGACCCCAUCGCCACCGUGCGGCUGCUUCAUUACCCUCCACACCCGCCAUUAGCGGAUCCCAAUCUCGUCGGGGCCGGUGCGCACACUGAUUUCGGUGCCCUCACGCUCCUGCUGCAGGACGGACAUUCGGGGCUUCAGGUGUUGAAAAGGACCCCCGACCAACAGGACCAGUGGAUCGACGUCCCGCCCCAGAAGGACGCCUACGUGGUCAACAUCGGCGAUUUUCUCGAGUCCUGGACCGGCGGCGCCUACAAGAGCAACGUCCACCGCGUCAUCAACACGAGUGGCACGGACAGGUAUUCUAUUCCGUUCUUCUGGGAUGGAAAUGCGGAUUGUGUCAUCAAGCCCCUCGACGGGUCGACGGGGAAAGAAUACACGGUGGAGGAACACAUGCUCUCGAGAUAUGCCAAAAGUUUUGCCUAG
This is a messenger RNA of Exophiala spinifera, 969 nucleotides long. RefSeq lists its product as uncharacterized. Gene Ontology annotation, molecular function: dioxygenase activity. The record is from RefSeq and is a predicted model, not a curated record. Lineage: Eukaryota; Fungi; Ascomycota; Eurotiomycetes; Chaetothyriales; Herpotrichiellaceae. Bases 1 to 969 code for a protein of 322 amino acids. The transcript is spliced from 2 exons.